This is a messenger RNA of Emericellopsis atlantica, 672 nucleotides long. Its product is annotated as S-adenosyl-L-methionine-dependent methyltransferase. NCBI's taxonomy places the organism in Eukaryota, Fungi, Ascomycota, Sordariomycetes, Hypocreales, Bionectriaceae. The transcript has a single exon. The coding region runs from base 1 to 672 and encodes 223 amino acids. The record is from RefSeq and is a predicted model, not a curated record.
AUGGCUAGUACCACUGAAACAUCACCAGGUAUCAAAGAGCGCCUCAAAGCCUCAUACGAUGGCGUCGCAGUGACCUACAACAAGUGGACCGAGAAGCACUCACCGCGCCGUCUUGAGUACCUGGAGAAGCUCAAAGAUCAUGUCCCCUCGCUGGCAAAGUCAGAUCACACGGUGUCCGUCGUGGAACUAGGAUGCGGGCCUGGCUCGCCCGUGCUAUCCCAUCUCUUGUCCGGCAAUGAGCAGCUACACGCAGUAGCCAACGACCUCUCCACGACACAGAUGGCUCUGGCCGAGGAGAACCUGAAAGCCUAUACCUCGCGCGUAUCCUUCUUACCAGGAGACAUGAUGCAGCUGAGUGUUCCGGACGACUCGCAGACGGCUGUCGUGGCGCUGUACAGCUUGAUUCAUCUCCCCGCCAAUGAGCAGGCGAUCAUGGUCCAGCGUAUCGCCGGCUGGUUGAAGACCGGCGGAUGCCUUUUGGCGAACUUCGCCAAGGAGGAUACCGACCAUGUGAUGGAGAAGUGGCUGGACAAGGAGGACUGGAUGUUCUGGAGCGGAAUGGGGGUGGAGGGCACCCUCAAGGUGUUGAAGGAGGCUGGAUUCUCGCUGGAGAGUAGCAAAGUGGAAGGAGACGAGGAGGAGACGUUUCUGUGGGUUAUCGCAAAGAAGUAA